AUGGCGCAGCCCGGCACCGUGCUCAGCGUCUUCGCCAUGGUCCUGCACACCGCCCUGGGGGAAAGUGGUUGCACCUCAGCAGAUGGUGAUGGGACUCUCGGGGAUGAUGAACCAGACAAUUUUGACAUUGACUGCUUCAGCCAGCUGGAAAUUAAGGAUUCCUUUAGCAGCCUGACCUGCAAUUUCACUGAGCUGCCUCCUUACAACACUAACUACACCCUGUCUCUGUGUACCAAGGAAGACAACAAUUAUGCCUGUUCCAGCAUGAAGAAACAGGAAGAUGUAUUCUUCUUGCAGUUCAUUGAUAUACUCUCAAACAGAGAUGUUUGCAUGUACUCUGAGAUGAAGAGAAGGGUCUGCAGGAGUCUGGUUGUAACUGACAUUGUUAAGCCAGAAGUACCAUUCGCUAUAAACAUCACUUAUGAAAGGGAGGCAAAUGAGUAUCUUAUUCGUUACUGUACACCACACUCCAGGAAGAAAUACUUAAAGGACAAAUUAGUACACCAAGUAGCCUAUCGGCAGAAAGAAGGUACUUGGAAGACAAUAGAGUCACCAUAUCUUCAGAUAAAAUUGCUGGGGAAAAACCUUGAAAAUGAAGCAUCAUAUGAGGUGAAAGUACGUUCUCAGCCCAAUGGAGAUUAUUUUAAGGGCACAUGGAGUGAAUGGAGCAGUUCCAAGAGCUUCAGGACAGCAAGAGAGCAGCACACCAAAGAAAGCUAUAGCAGUGUGGUGAUGGUUAUACUCUCCAUCCUGGGAUUCAUGCUGUCUGUUGCUAUGAUUGCAUUGAUCGUAGUUUUUUGGGAAAACAGGAUCAAGCCUGCUGUAUGGCCAAACCUUCCUGACCAUAAAAAAACGCUGGAGCAGCUAUGUAAGAAGCCAAAAAACAACUUUGAUACAAGCUUUAACCCAGAGAGUUUUGGUUAUGUUCAUAUCCAUAAAGUGGAUGGGCUUUGGGCAAAAACUGAACUGGAAAAUUUUCUGCAGCCAUCAACUGCUCCAGAGACAAGCCUUCCAGAAAAAUUCAGGAGUGGAUCAGACCUGAAGAUGAUCCCUGCAAUGGCAGACAAAACCAACCUAAACCUGCCAGUGUCUUAUGAAGCCCUGCACAGGCUCCUGGGCACCAGCCAGCGUGCAGUCACCGAGGGCAGCUGCAGCUCCAGCACCUAUGAGGUUUGCCAUGGCAACAGGGUGUCCCUGCCCAGCAAUGGUUUCAGCCUUUCCUCCACUUGUCCCCUGGAUCCUUCUGGCCAGCCCCAUCCAGAGCCCCUAAAUGAUGACACCAUAUCCCAGAUGCUGCCUAACAGUGACAUGAGAUCACCAAACAAUGAGGAAGCCUAUGUCACAAUGUCCAACUUCUACAAAAUUCAGUAAAUCUCACAAGAAUUUACAGCAUGCAUUUUUUUUUCUCUAACAUGAGCAGGAUACUGAAGCUUUCUGGCUUUG
Messenger RNA from Cinclus cinclus, 1443 nucleotides. It is a transcript of the gene IL7R, whose product is annotated as interleukin 7 receptor. The transcript has 8 exons. The record is from RefSeq and is a predicted model, not a curated record. NCBI's taxonomy places the organism in Eukaryota, Metazoa, Chordata, Aves, Passeriformes, Cinclidae. Gene Ontology annotation, molecular function: cytokine receptor activity; protein binding. Gene Ontology annotation, cellular component: membrane; external side of plasma membrane. Bases 1 to 1371 code for a protein of 456 amino acids. Gene Ontology annotation, biological process: hemopoiesis; cytokine-mediated signaling pathway; positive regulation of receptor signaling pathway via JAK-STAT.